Trichomycterus rosablanca is the source of this 1140-nucleotide messenger RNA. It is a transcript of the gene gdap1, whose product is annotated as ganglioside induced differentiation associated protein 1. Gene Ontology annotation, cellular component: mitochondrial outer membrane. The record is from RefSeq and is a predicted model, not a curated record. Gene Ontology annotation, biological process: mitochondrial fusion; mitochondrial fission. Bases 1 to 1053 code for a protein of 350 amino acids. Gene Ontology annotation, molecular function: hydroxymethylglutaryl-CoA reductase (NADPH) activity. Lineage: Eukaryota; Metazoa; Chordata; Actinopteri; Siluriformes; Trichomycteridae. The transcript has 6 exons.
AUGGCGCAGCCGGAGGAGAAGAAGCUCCUUCAGGAGGAUGAGGGUGGAGAGAUGGAGACCAGGGUGGGGAAGGAAUCCAAACUGAUUCUGUAUCACUGGACUCAGUCGUUCAGCUCUCAGAAGGUCAGGCUGGCGAUAGCCGAGAAGAAGCUGCGGUGCGAGGAGUACGAUGUGAGUUUACCCCUGAACGAACACACCGAGCCCUGGUUCAUGCGGCUGAACCCGGCCGGCGAGGUUCCGGUCCUGGUUCACCGGGAUCACGUGAUCUGCGAGCCAGCUCAGAUCAUGGACUACCUGGAGGAGACGUUCAGCCACGAGGACACACCCAGGUUGAUCCCGGAGCUGGGCAGUACGUAUUAUCACCGGGUCCAGCAUUACCGCGAGCUGCUGGACUCUCUGCCGAUGGACGCCUACACACACGGCUGCAUCCUUCAUCCUGAACUCACCGUGGACUCGCACAUCCCGGCGUACGCCAACACACGCAUCCGCGCGCAGAUCGGCAGCACCGAAUCCGAGCUGAAGAAGCUGGCGGAGGAAAACCCGGAGCUUAAAGACGCGUACAUCGCAAAGCAGAGACGCCUGAAGACGAAGCUGUUCGAUCACGAUAACCUGAAAUACCUGAAGAAGAUCCUGGACGAGCUAGAGAACGUUAUGGACCAGGUGGAGACGGAGCUCCAGAGGAGAGCCGAGGAGACACCAGAGGAAGGAACUCCGCAGUCGUGGCUGUGCGGCGACUUCUUCAGCAUGGCCGACGUCUCCCUGGCCGUCACCCUGCACCGCCUCACCUUCCUCGGCCUGUCGCGCCGCUACUGGGGUCACGGGCUGCGUCCCAACCUGGAGUCGUACUACGAGCGGGCGCUGGAGCGGCCCUCCUUCCGCCGGGUCCUCGGGCACGUCAACAACAUCCUGAUAUCGGCCGUGCUGCCCGCCGCCUUCAGGGUGGCCAGGAAGAGAGUGCCGGCCCUGGUGGGCACCGGCGUGCUGGUGGGGUUACUGGGAGGGGCCACGUAUUUGGCUUUUCUGUAUUUUAGGAGGCGGCUGCUCGCGUCCUGAAUUCCAUUUAUUUUGUUGGGUUACAGAUUAAUGUUACAGAAAUUACAGAUCAAUAAAAAUACAUAAAUAAUAAUAAUAUUAAUAUCA